AGCCUACACUGUGAGCCAAGGGCCCGCGGCAUCCAGAGCUGCGCAGAGGAGAGGGAGAGAGCCUGACUCGGGUUUCAGAGAGACGCGCGCUGACGGCUGGACCUGCGGGACACUGCGGGAUCACUGAGAGGAGAAGCAGCGAAUGGGACAGACGGAGCGGGACACCAGAGGAGUACGAGUCCGUCCCUGUGAACCUGCAACAUCACUGACUGACUGCUCACACUCUACGCAAUGACUCCCAUUCUACAUGAGAUGCAUGAGUUGCUCAUUUGAGUGCAACGAAGUUUGGAGAUAGUUUGAAGAAGAAAAUAGACACCUACUUUAACCCCCCCCCCCCCAAACAGCCUGUCAACAAGCUCCAGCGUUGCGGGUCCCAAGGUUGUCUGCGGCUCUCCACCUGAUGCGUGUAGGGAUUUCCGUGUGGAUAAAAACCAGAGUCACGCGUCUAAAAUGGAUGUGAAUCAGAAGUUUGGAGUCGCCGGUAAACCGGGAGACAGAGCGGCUUCCAAGCAGCCGCUGUGGAGGAACUGGAGGGAUAUGUGCGCAGUAACGAUCUGCAUUGCGCUGUCUGUUGUGUGCCUGGGGGUUUGCAGCGUGGUUUGUGUGCGGAGCUGGGAGCUGCAGAGCCGGAUAGUAAGUCUGGAGCAGCAGCAGCGGGACGCGUGGAUCUUGUCUCUGGAGCAGGUGGAGCCCGUUAUCCUGGGCCGGCUGGACCACAUCCUGGACGAGAAGCUUGCAGCGCGACUACCGAAGACCCGAGAGGCGAGGGAGGCCCCCCACAGCUGCCUGUGUCCCCCAGGACCUCCAGGUCCUCCUGGACGGGCAGGCUUUCCGGGGGACAAAGGAAGUAUGGGGAUUCCUGGGAGAAUGGGCUUGAAAGGACAAGCAGGGGAGAAGGGAGCACCAGGCGAGCCUGGUCUGUCUAUCAUUGGACCAAGAGGACCUCCUGGCCAACCAGGAACAAGAGGAUUCCCAGGAUUCCCAGGUCCAAUCGGCUUGGAUGGCAAAUCUGGACAGAGCGGACCGAAGGGAGACAUGGGGCAGCGGGGCGCUAAAGGAAUCCCAGGGGAACCUGGACCCAAAGGGGAAAAGGGCGUAUGUGGAGACUACACACACCGGGGCCUCUUUGUGCAGGAUCUUCCUCUGAAAACCCUGGCUGCCUUGCGCUCCAGUCAGGCUCUGAUGUUGAAGCAGGGCGAGCCUGGAGCGCAGGGACCCCCGGGACCUCCGGGACCCCCAGGACUCCCAGGGACCCCAGGCCUGAAUGGAGCCACUGGUCCAAUGGGUAAGCCUGGUGAACCAGGCAAACCAGGAAAAGACCCAAGGCUUCUACCAGGCAUGAAGGGUGAGGCAGGUGUGCCAGGACAAAAGGGGGAUCGAGGUGAUGUUGGCCCUCUAGGUCCUCAAGGCUCAAAGGGAGAUAUGGGAGACCAAGGAAUUAAGGGAGAACCAGGUUUAACGGGCGCUCCUGGGUUAAAGGGCCAGGCUGGCAUCCCCGGCAUCCCUGGCAUCCCCGGCAAGAGGGGCUACAGGGGGGAGAAAGGAGAUCCGAGUGUUGCAGCCCAGGGAAUUAAAGGAGAACCAGGUUCACCAGGACUUCCAGGCCUAAUGGGACCCAAGGGUGAUACGGGCGACCGGGGAGAGAAGGGGGAAGCCGGCCUUGAAGGCCCUGCUGGACCAAGAGGUCCUGCAGGCCCAACUGGGGAGCCAGGAAAGGCUGAAAUCCAAAACAAUGAAAAUGAUAUUCGCAACAUACCCCUGAUGGGCCCACCUGGAUUACCUGGACCUCCAGGGACCCCGGGACUCCCUGGUACCAAGGGUGAAGUUGGUCUACCAGGUCCUCCAGGGCUAGACGGAGAGAAGGGACCCAGGGGAAAGCCUGGAGAUCCUGGUCCUGCAGGCCCAGCCGGUCCUGAAGGCCCCAGAGGGGAAAGUGGUGUCAUGGGCUUUGCGGGACCCAAAGGAGACAAGGGAGACGUGGGUCCAUCUGGAUCACCUGGUUUAGAUGGCCCUACUGGUGAAAAGGGGGCUUCAGGGGCCCCUGGCCCUAUUGGAUUACCUGGCUCAAUGGGCCUAAAAGGUGCACCUGGAGAAGGUGCAAGGUCGGAAAUGAUCUAUGGUCCUCCAGGGCCCCCAGGACCUCCAGGACCAGUUGGCCCAGCAGGAGCUCAAGGAUUUUCAGGGCCUAAGGGAGAACCAGGCAUAGGCAUCAGAGGAGAAAAGGGAGCGAUGGGUCAGAAGGGCGACAAGGGAGACAGAGGCCAUCUUGGACUUCCUGGGGCUCAUGGGUUAGACGGCAGACCGGGUCCAGUGGGUCUAAUAGGACCGUCAGGUGUGUCAGGGCCAGCAGGACCAAAGGGAGAGAGAGGUGAAAAGGGAGAUGCAGGAUUACCAGGACCAAUCGGGCCUCAAGGCAUCCCUGGUUUAGUAGGACCACAAGGACUCAAAGGCAACCGGGGAGAGAGGGGCAAGAAAGGCAACAGGGGGGCCAAAGGGGAUAAGGGAGACCAAGGAGCACCUGGAUUAGAUGCCCCCUGUCCGUUGGGAGACGAUGGCUUACCUGUACCAGGAUGUUGGAAUAAAUGACGAUAACUUUGGAAUGGCUUGUGUGAUUGUACAUAGGAUAUUUAUUUUUUUACUUUUCCCCUUAUUCUGUUAUACAUGGAAAAAAAAUUUAAAUCCUAAAAAUAAAAAGGCAACAUUUUUGUACAGAUUGUUUAUUUUGAUAUGUAUGGCAGUGUUUAUGUAUUGGAUUUUUAUAUCUAUGCGUUAUUUUAAUAUUGGAUUGGAUAAGUAAAAAAUAAGAAUGUGGCAACAUAUGCAUGAUAUUUGUGCAUCAUGUGAAGUGGAUAAUGCUUAUUAACUUAUUGUAUUAUGUUGAUUUGUUGUAAUAGACCAUGCUGCACUGAGUUGUGGGGCUGGAAAGAUUAUGUGUUAGCAUUUGGAACGUCUUAGCUGAACUCUCAUUUUUGUGAUGAAGUGAUAAAAAAACAAAGAUGGACAAGCACUGCAUAGUUUCAAUGUUACUAAAUGUUCACACAGUGACAGAAAGCUAUUACAAGUCUGCACUGUGAAUUUGUGUUCUUAUUUUUCUGAUGAAAAUACUAACUUAAAGGGCAACUACUGUUUUUUUCUCAACCUGGAACCUAUUUUUCUAUGUUUUUGUGUGUAAGUGACUGAUGGGAGCAACAAUCUUUGACAUUGUUCCAGUAUUUAUUUUGAACGCUGUAACCGGCAGCCACAGACCGCGCUCCCAUGUAGCCCUAUGGGGCAAAUGUCCCGCGUCAGUUUGGUCCUCUAAAAGUGCUUCAUUUUGCCACUGACAGGCUCAGAUUAAUAUUCUAAGUGUCUGAAAUCAUUAUCCCUUCAGAGAUAGACCUUUAAAACUUAUUUAAGACCUUUGUAUUUAACCACAAAAAGCUCUGAGAUCGCUAGUGCCAGACCCACCAGACUCCAUUUAAAUAAAUUAUACUUUUAGCGUGUAUAGAGCCAACAUAUUUUCACAUGUUAAUUGUUACACUAUGUGUUUAUUUUAACGAAAACUAGAAUUGUGAUGGUUGAAAAAGUGGGGAGACGACCCAAAACAACUUUUCAUAGUUUUAUUUUGUAGCUGUCCACUUGAAUGAAGUGUAUUUCACGAUGCUAGAAUUACUGUUUAUUUACAUGAAGUCUGGUGGGUUUUAGCAAACACAAUUUUGCAGAUGUUUUUAUGGUUAAAAAAAGGAUCUUACUCUAUAACAGAAAUCUCAACCUCCUUAGAAAUCCUUUCCAUAAUGUUGUCAGACGCUUAGAAUAUUAAUCUGAGCCUAAACCAGCACUUUUGUGAAGGUCAAUCCAUGCUGGACUAUUGCCCCAUUAACUUACAUUGUAGCUUGUUUCUCUGCUGCCGACUGUAGAGAUCUCUCUUAUUACUGGACUAAUGUUAAAGGUUGUUGUUUCCAUUAGUCACUUAGACACAAAACAUAGGAAAAUAGGGUCCAGGAUGAAAAAAAAGCAGUAGUUACCCUUUAAAGGAUCAGAUUUAAGGCUGUCACCUGAUUAAAAGCUUUGGUGGAUCCUAAGGAUGGCAAUGCUGCUCCAUCAGUCCAUGGUCCAGAGCACGAGGUCACAUAUAAUAAAUAAUGGCCAGAUGAAGCUUAACACAGAUCCUGUAGAAACUGAUGUCAUAGCGGUUUUUAUAGUUAUAAAAACUGAUGAUGUAAACCGUUUUUUUAAUGUAAUAAAAAUGCCAACCACAUAACAUAGUUUUCAUACAUAUUGCGUAUAAUGUACUAUAAUUCAGAAUUAACUACUGAACAUUUAAUUUGGGAUUGGCAUUGCUGGGGUGCCCCGUCAGCAACAAAAGGCAGUAUUUGAUUUGAUUGCGUUUAUUUUGAACAUGUUAGAAAUAAAAAAUUAGAAGAUGUACAUUUCAGUAUAAGCAAGAAAACAAUUAUAUUGUAUUGUAAUUCAAAUAAGGAUUUCCAUGUUCAAAAUGGGGUAGGAAGAAAUUUUUAAAAAGAUUCUUUACACAUAAAUGCAUAAUACCUACUUACAGGCACAUAUACACAUGCACACACAAAUACAUACACGUUUUUGUUUUGUUUCCAGCUAUCACCUACUGGUGUCUAUGUUCAUCUGUCAGUUUAUCAAAUUGAAUAAUAACCCAUCCAAAUUAGAAAUCCAAGAACAAUACAGUCAGUACACAAUGAUAUAUCCUCGAGUCCUUCUCAUUCCCGUUCAAUAUAUUGCAUUUUU
Etheostoma spectabile (orangethroat darter) is the source of this 4737-nucleotide messenger RNA. It is a transcript of the gene col13a1, whose product is annotated as collagen, type XIII, alpha 1. NCBI's taxonomy places the organism in Eukaryota, Metazoa, Chordata, Actinopteri, Perciformes, Percidae. The transcript has 42 exons. The record is from RefSeq and is a predicted model, not a curated record. The coding region runs from base 451 to 2586 and encodes 711 amino acids.